AUGCAGCUAAGAGAAUCGAUUCAUAAGACCAAGAAGUUCUUUCACAAUACUCUCCAUAACCUUAAGUCCAUCUUACUUGGUGGCUACCAAAAGCUAACCAAGCCUACUUCUUUCAACCCCUUCUCAUGCGGCCGCAGCAAUGUGAAGAAUUACCAGACAGAUCAGUACUAUGCUGAUUUUUGCAAUGAAUGGGAGUAUGAUCUGGAAAAGGCAAUGAAUAGAAAGAGCAAUAGUUUCAUGGGGUCAAAAGAGCCAAUGAGAGAUGAAGAUAUGAGUAAUGAAAGUGAGAUGAAGCUUGCAAAGAGUCCAUUGAAGAAGAAACAAGGAGGAGGAAAGGAAGAGAAUAGUAAGAAAAUUUCCCAACUCAAAAAAGCAGACGAAAAAAGCUCAAAGAACACGAAUGAAAGCGGUUAUGUAUUAGCAAAUAAGAUGAAGGAAUUGGAAAUGAUGGAUGUGAGUGAUGUAGAACAUGUUUUGGAUGUAGAAGAGGCACUCCACUACUAUUCUCGUCUCAAAAGCCCUGUUUACCUUGACAUUGUCGACAAAUUUUUCACCAACAUGUAUACAGAAUUUUCUGUUCCACAGGCCUCUGCCAGCAUCAACAGUUCAAAGCGAAGACUCGGGUCAAUUAGCCGGACCUGGCCUGUUGAUCCUGUCAAGACUCUGAGAUUCGAGAGCUUCAUCAUUGCUCGGGCGAAGUCUUGGCGGAACAAGGAGAUGUCUGAAGCAUAUGCUCGUACCCAAAUCCCAGCCAUAUUCAUUCCUGGCUCCUCCAUUAAGGACAGCAGUGAAUCUUCGAAGGAAGCUGAUGAGGGUGCUGAUGAUGACGGUGGGAAAGGUAUUGAGCCUUUGGAGGAAGGUGAUGAGGGUGCUGAUGAUGACGGUGGGAAAGGUAUUGAGCCUUUGGAGGAAGGUGAUGAGGGUGCUGAUGAUGACGGUGGGAAAGGUAUUGAGCCAUUCAAGGAAGGUGACGGUGCGGAUGAUGAUGAUGAUGGGGAGCCCCUCAUUUCUGCUGACCCAGAUGAUGAAGAUGGUGAUCCUCUACAAGAAAGUGAAGGUGCUGUUGAUGGUGACUUGGUGCCAUCAAAGGAAGUUGACGGUGCUGGUGAUGGUGGUGUGGCUUUAAAGGAAGGCGAGGGCAAAGGCGAAGGCGGUGCUCCCAUCGAUGAGUUACUGUUGGUGCAUCUUGAUCUCAAUAGGUUAAGGAAUCCAGUAUCCAGAGAUGGAUCGGGCUUACUGGUCCUACCAAAGUCGUAG
Messenger RNA from Dovyalis caffra, 1257 nucleotides. The record is from the annotation of a GenBank genome assembly. NCBI's taxonomy places the organism in Eukaryota, Viridiplantae, Streptophyta, Magnoliopsida, Malpighiales, Salicaceae.